GGAAAGCGGCGUGAAUAGUGUUUGCAUGGUCAGUAUUACUAGCUAUUCCUCGACUAGUUGCGUUAUUAGUUGAAGAAAAUGUCGACGUGGUGCUUCAAUAAGUGGGAAUUAUAUUAAUACAUCUGAUAGUUACCGGACAUCAUAAUUAUGGAUGCUCCGACAAAUGAUGUUCAGAAAGAGCUGGACUCGGUGGAGGCAGAGCUUGAGCUGGUGGAGCUACAGAUCGCGGAGCUCCGUGAGAAGAAAACCGAAUUGACUUCCCGUAAGACUGUGCUCCUGUGUAAACUGGAGGAUGCCUGUGAAUCUGCGUCUGCAUCCUCUUCAUCAAGCCAGUCUUCCAAAGCUGGUUCAGUCAUGAGCAAGGAGGAAAUGCAGCAGUAUGAUUGCACAGAUUUUGCGUGGUCUCAGGAUGUGACGCGGCAGCUAACGGAGUCAUUCCACCUGCCCAAAUUCAGACCCCUGCAGCUGAGGGCCAUCAACCUGACAAUGGCAGGGAAAGAUCUGUUUCUUGUGAUGCCCACUGGCAGAGGAAAAAGCCUCUGCUAUCAGCUCCCUGCUAUUUGUUCUGACGGUUUUACAUUGGUUGUGACCCCUCUGGUGUCACUGAUGGAGGAUCAGAUCAUGUACCUGGAGUCCAUUGGCGUGUCAGCAGUAAUGCUGAAUGCUUCCAGUGGCAAGGAACACUCUAAGGUAGUGAUGGCUGGUAUGAUUGACAAGAAGUCCCCAUUUAAGAUGAUUUAUGUGACUCCGGAGAAGAUUGCCAAGAGCAAGAUGUUUAUGUCUCGUCUGGAGAAAGCCAACAAUGCAUCCCUGCUGAGUCGCAUCGCUGUGGACGAGGUGCACUGCUGCAGCCAGUGGGGACAUGACUUCAGACCAGAUUACAAGCUGUUGGGCAUCCUGAAGAGGCAGUUCCCCAAGGUACCACUGAUUGGGCUCACGGCCACAGCAACCAGCAGCAUCCUCAAAGACUGUGGCAAGAUUCUGUGUGUACAAAAGCCAAUCACACUCACAGACUCCUUCAACCGACGCAAUCUCUACUAUGAGGUUCGCGUGAAAACUUCUGACAGCUCAUUAAUAAAUGACAUUGCCUCACUGAUUAAGAACCGAUACAAGGACCAGUCAGGGAUCAUAUAUGUGUUCUCUCAGAAGGAUGCAGACUCCGUGUCUGCUGAACUCCAACAAAGGAAUAUCUUGGCCUAUCCCUACCAUGCAAAUAUGGAACCUGGCGAUAAGUCUCGCACUCAUCACAAAUGGACCUCUGGCAAAAUCCAGGUGGUGGUCGCCACGGUGGCAUUUGGCAUGGGCAUCGACAAGCCUGAUGUCAGGUUCGUCAUCCAUCACACCAUCAGCAAGUCAAUUGAGAACUACUAUCAGGAGAGUGGACGUGCAGGUCGAGAUGAUCGUCCGGCAGACUGCAUUGUCUACUUUGGUUUUGCUGAUAUCUUCCGCAUCAGUACCAUGGUGGUGAUGGAAAAUGUUGGCCAACAGAAGCUGAUGCAGAUGGUGUCCUACUGCCAGAGCGUGGACAGGUGUCGUCGCUCUGUCAUGGCUGUUCAUUUUGACGAGGUGUGGGAUGACGCAGGAUGCAACCGCAUGUGUGAUGCUUGCCGCAAUGGAAAAGACUUCCUUACCGUGGACGUUACCCAACAUGCAAAGGAAGUGGUGCAGAUUUUGGAGCUGGCAGCAUCCAUGCAAGAGAAGCUGACGCCUCUAAAGUUGGUGGAGGCCUGGAUGGGGAAGGGCCCCGCUAAGCGCAGGAAGUUAAUCGAGCCAACCACUCUGCCUCGGUGCCAGGCUGAGGAUGUGAUCAUCCACCUGCUGCUCCAAGAAUACCUCAGGGAAGACUUCAGUUUCACGCCAUACACGACCCACUUCUACUUAAAACUGGGCCGCAAAGCGCCCCUGCUGAAGAGCCCCUCUCACACGCUGAGCAUGAAGAUGCGUGCAACAUACGCUCGCCAUUCAUUGGACGUGUCAUCUUCAAGUAAGGAGGCUAUUGAUAUGGUCACUGACUCCGUUACUCCUUCAAAGCGGAAGCAGAAAGCACACAAGGACCUGUCCAGGCUAGCUGAACAAGGUAAACCUAUUUUUGGAGCUGGAGGGGACAAGGGGACACACGUUAUGGCCCAACAUGUUUUUGAGGUGGAUGUUGAAGUGAACGUACCAAAAUGCGACUCCACCACCCCUCAAAGAGUGAGAAGGAAAACCCACACGAGUGGAACAUAUGCAAUGGCUUCACCCACAGCCUCCAGCUCUCCAUCCCGGGCUUCCAUUAUUUCCGAUACUGCAGCAGAGGAGUUGUGUGACCUGAGGAAGUACUACAGCAAACAGCUUAGGAGGAUAAACUACAUCUCCCAUGAAUACCUGGGCCAGCCCGCUGAAGCAGGGGUGCUGGCUUGUAUCCGGGAACCCUUCAAGUCCCUGCGACUGCCCCGCAGGAUGACGCUCACCCAGACGGCCCGAAGCCUUUGGACACGUGUCAGUGGUCGCAGAAAGCUCCUCCACCGGUGACCUAAUCACGAUUUUUCUGCUGCGGUUUCAUUGGAAACCACUCUGCAAUUUAUACACGUUUGUUUUGUUGUUUACUUGGCAAUAAUCCCUCGUUUAUCGCGGUUAAUUGGUUCCAGACCCAGCCGCAAUAAGUGAAUUUCCAUGAAGUAGGAUACAAUAUUAAUAAGUACAGUAGAGUAGUUUCGUAGUUGGAUCAUAGAAAACCUGUUUAUGACUUUCUAAAUACAAUUUUUACCAUUAUUAGAGCCCUCUAGACAUAAAAUAACACCCCUAUAGUCACUUUACACUCAUUAUCCAACAUAGUAGAUAAUCAGAAAAAAAGCCAUUUAAGACAUAAGUAAGACACGUACUAGUGCGUCUUCUGGCCGUGUGGAUAGGAAAUGAGGUUGGGGACUCAGAGUUUAGUUGUAGCUGGAGUAAUCUUACAACAAUAGCCCGUGUUUUCAUGAUAAUGUAGUCAACCACGAAACAGAUCAUUUUUUAAUUAAUUUUUGCAAAAGAGAGUGGUGUUCAAACCGUAAGGAACGACUAAUACAAUUUUUUUUUUUUUUUAUUGUAAUGCUGUGCUUAUAGCUUUGAGGGGGAGGGUUGACAUCAUUGACACACUCACACUAGUGCUGCAAAGCAUUGAGUCAACACCAAGUCGAAUAGAAUAAAUGCUUCUCCGUUAGCAGUUUUUGCUGCUGUGUUGCAAUAAACAAAUCUUUGUUUAGCCUUUUCAGUGUAAUGUUCCAUGCUGCAUAAAUACAGGGCCUAUAUUGCCGAUACCCAUGUUGAUACUGACACUUUUUACUUGAAAUUUUUCACGAUCAUUGAAUUGAUUUAGGAGUUUUAUUUUGUUGAUCAUGAUAAUCACAAUGAAACGCAGGACAAAGGCAAACAAAGUGUUUUAUCACCACAUUUAUUAUGUAAUAGUUAAUGAUAUGUAAAUGCAAUAAGACAAUGUAACACUAUCAACAAAAUAAUCCACUUACUCCCUUUUAUUGGGUGCAAUUGUUUGAGCAAAAUAAACAAAAGCAAAAGUGCCCUCCUGUGUCACAGAACGUAUCCCCUCAGUUUGUAAACAAUAUAUGCUGUAAAAGUAGCAAUAACAAUGUAAUGACAAGAACAACACCAAAGAACACAGAUGUUUGAAAAAGUAAACACAAAAGAACUGAAAAAUAUAAGUCUGCUCACAAUAGCAUUGACCCGAUAUUGAUACUACCUUUUUGUUAUUGAUAAUAUUGCUAUUUGGGGCAAUCCGUCCACCUCUAGUACCUAGUACUCUCUGCGACUGAGUAAAUAAACUGACAGCACAUGGAUAUGUUUUGGUUGGACGAACACAAUAUUUCCAUUUUCUCUCGUAAAAAGUAAAUAACAAAUGACACACUAUGCAUGUCUGUGUCCUCUCUGUGAACCAGCGCACCGUGUUUCGCCUCAUUGCGUAUCUGCAGUACUGCACUUUACGUUGUCGUCAUACUGCUUGUAUCGCAGCACAGCCCUGUGACCAUCCUGCACAAAGCAUCUGAUUGGCUUCUGAGUAAAAUACUAGAGAUCCAUUAAAGCUUAUAUGUUAGGACGCACAUUCAAAUACAUCAGGAAGGAAGUAUAGUGAAAAAGCUAGUGGUGAUUGGGGUAGGGGUAUGAUUAAAUUAGAUGUGCUUCUUCCUGCACCUUUUUAGAUAUGUUGACUUGUGCAAGUCUGAACUUGAAUGUUUUUAAGAAUGCUCCAAAUAAAUCAUUACCAUUACUUUAACUCAAAAUUUGCCCAGGGUAUCAAUACAUUUGCAAGGAAUCUGAAAUAUUUAUUGUAAACAAUUUGGUUUUACAUAUAAGUCAAUAUUUUAUAUACUUAUGUAUGUUAAAAGACGUCCGCGUAGCUGCUUAAUCCUGACAAACAGGGGAAUGAAUACUAAUCCCACUGCAAAAGUUAGGAUGCAUUCCGCAAGGUGAUAUUGAUUUCACGGCUGCUGAAUGUGUGCAUGGUGUUGCGUCUUAAUGAGCACAUUUUUCUCACGUACAAAGGACCGCAUACCCGGUCCCAUCUGCACUUGUCUGAUGGGCACAAUUUUCAAAACUGCUAACAUGGAAUGUGAAAGAAUUAGCAAUUAUCCGUGCUGAUUUCUCCCUGAAGGAGUUCCAUACAUCUGUCUGCCUUUUGGUAGAAGCCUGGUCUUGUAUUUUCCCCGAGUGAACAAGACAAGUUCAUCAAAUUGAAUCGACUCAAACCGUCUUAACAGACCUUCUUUUAAUACAAUUUUGCUAUUGUUUUUUUUAAUGACCACAUAAAAAGCCCUAAAGUCGUGUGCAGGCAAGAAAAUUCACUUUCAUGCUUUCCUGCUUUGCAACUUCCAGAAAAUCCUAUAACACUCAUUAAACUAGGACCAACUGCAUGGAAUCAGGAUAAGAUUCCAAACAACCACUGAUGCUGUGUGCAAUGAUUGACAUGUAGAGUGCCCGACAACCGCAUGGAAUGGGGGUGACAUUCAGAUCACUCACUGUUGCUAUGUGCAAUGAUAUGGUCCUGGUAAGGGUUUGAUUUAUUUGAACACUCUUUUCACUUCAGUAUACUUCAGGUAUCACAAUUACACAUGUCCACAAGGAGCAGGAAGAAGCAGAGCUUAUUUAAUCCUACCCCCUCUUUGUUUCACAGCAAUUGCUAAUACAUUUCCCAAUUGACAGAAAUGACUGACAUGUAGAGUAACCAAUUACAGCACGGAAUUGGAGUGACACUCAGAUCCCUCACUGAUAUGUGCAAUGCUUGACGUGUAAAGUAAUCAACGGCUGCAUGGAAUAGGGUGACACUCGGAACAAUCACUGAUGCUAUGUGCACUGACUGACACGCAUUACCAAAUACCACAGGUGGUCUCGAUAGUGCAAAUGUACUUGAUCGAGUCAUCUGAAAUUACCAUUUGUUUGCAUGGCAUUUAAAAUGCGCUGCUUCCAUUCCUGCUCACUCUUCAGAUUCAGACUUCCGCCGCCCUCCACCCUCUUCCUUCCUCUCCCAUUGAGAAGAAGCAAGAGAUGAGCAUAUGUGAUGAAAUGCAACGAGGGUAUCCUUGCUCGUUUCGCAAUCACUUUGCCUGCACCACUCCUACUGUAAGAUAGCAGUUGCUUCCUCGAAUGUGUAAUACCCGUGAACAUGUCUUUCUGCUCAUACAAUUGUAUGUAAUGAAAGGGAAUAACUAUCAUUUUGAUGAUAAUGUUGCAUUGUCUUCUAUUGUUGUAUUUAUAGAUUGUUACAUUCUUCACAAAUACAGUGGUGUGAAAAAGGGUGUGACCCCUUCCUGAUUUCUUCUUUUUUUUUUUUUUGCAUGUUUGUCACACUUAAAUGUUUCAGAUCAUCAAACAAAUUUGAAAAAUGGUCAAUGACAACACAACUGAACACAAAAUGUAGUUUUUAAAUGACAGUUUUCAUUGUUAAGGGCCCUGUGUGAAAAAGUGAUUGCCCCCUAAAGCUAAUAACUGGUUGGGCCACCCUUAGCAGCAACAACUGCAUUCAAGCGUUUGUGAUAACUUGCAAUGAGUCUCUUACAGCGCUGUGGGGGAAUUUUGGCCCACUCGUAUUUGCAGAAUUGUUGUAAUUCAGCCACAUUGGAGGGUUUUCCAGCAUGAAGCGGCACAAGGUCAUGCCACAGCAUCUCAAUAGGAUUCAGGUCAGGACUUUGACUAGGCCACUACAAAGUCUUCAUUUUGUUUUUCUUUCAGAGGUGGACUUGGUAGACUUGGAUUUUUUGGUAGACAGCAGAUUUCAUGGUUCUAUUUAUCAUGCAGCUCCUGAAGCAGCAAAACGGCCUCAGACCAUCACACUACCACCACCAUGUUUUGCUGUUUGUAUGAUGUUCUUUUUCUGAUAUGCGGUGUUGCUUUUGCGCCAGAUGUUAUGGGACACACACUUUCCAAAAAGUUAAACUUUUGUCUCAAGUAUUUUCCCAAAGGUCUUGGGGAUCAUCGAGAUGUUUUCUGGCAAAAUUGAGACGAGCCUUAAUGUUCUUUUUCACACCACUGUAAGUUUUGUUCUGAUUAUAGUCAUGAUCAACAAACAAAGGCAAAGACACAAAAUCAUUUAAUAAUCUUGAAAGAUUUCAACCCAAAAGGUAUUUCUGUCGGCAGUAAGUUAUAACUGAGCCCCGUCAACAACAGUCAAACAAUCUACACAGUCUUUAACCUGCACUGCUUCAAUGAGCAUCUCAUUAGGAAGUCUGUGCUAAAAGGCUCUGUAAUCCUCCAAGAACCUGCCUUUGACGGAGGGGUGGGGAUUAGUCACUAAAUGGCUUUAACAGGGAGGAAUCAACUGCACUCACAGCAAAUGUUUAUACAGCGGAAUCCGUUUUUGUCGACACCCUUCGGAUUGGCUGACAUCGACACAAGCGGUUGAGGUCAUGACCGAAACUAGCCAUUGACUUGUAACUUUGGCCAGAGACAUAAGGAGAACGAGCGAUACUAAAGGAUUAGCCAACCUACGGCAGUUUGUUUAUGUCGUUUUUCUUCAAUUGUACAUAUUUUUAGGGGUUUUGAUUCUUCUGCUUUCAUAUAUUUUAUGCUCUUAUAUAACAGAGCUGCUGUGGGCAUUUUGUUGUAUGUCUCGAUUAGCAUGACGAUAGUUUUUAAGUGAUUAAGUUUAUUGUGACAUUUUUUCACAGCUGCUGGGGGAAAAAAGUAUCAAUCUAUCAUCUUCAAAUCGGUAAAUCGUGCCAUGCGUGUAACGAUGCUCACGUCCUUGGUAGUGGUCACACUGAAGCACUUACAUGACGUGUACAUUGAUGUAGCUGACAGAAAUAAAACUAAAAUGAAGAAAAGACCCUGCAGCACUGGAUUUCCGAGGGGCUGACGGGGCUGCCAUGACAGGAAUGGCGAUAAAUACGGAAGGGAUCUGAGAUUCAUUUCACUUUUAUGAACAGGAACAACAAAACAGAUCAUGGGUAUGUGAAAAAGAACUAUUUAUCUUUUUAUGGUCCACUGCAAGCGCGCUGUUUCAGUUUGGCACUUUAACAUACAACCCCAGAAGCUACAAAAUCAAAAGUGUUUUGCAGCCCAUUCUCUGCAAAUACUUGCUUUUCAAGCCUGAAUUACUCCUGCUGUCUGCGCUGAAUCGGCAAAGUCGUUUCUAAUGAACGAUGGCUGUGUCAGUGAAGGAUGUGAUCUGUUACUGGUCAGUGGACUGCAUAGUGUUUUUGGCUCUUAUCUUGUAUCUCAAAACGUAACCUGACAAGCAGGUUAAAUCCAACGUAUAAGUCACUGUGGCACCCUAUCCUGCUAAGAAGCGAGCCUGCUUCGGAGUAAGGCAUAUCCUCAAACUCAUCCAGGAUGAGGGGAAAUCUUGCUUCGUAGUACAGGCCCGAGGACUUGACGGAUUGAUCAACACAGACAUGUUGACGUAAGUGUGAUUGGCUUAAGCGGGUUCCACUGUAAAUAAUAGUUAAAUUCAGCUUGGUUAUGUUUAUUGUUUCUUUGCUCUGAAGAUACGGGUUGAUCGACCAUGGUGUGGUAUGAUAUGGUUGAUUUGUUUCAGACAUGCUUAACUUACAUUAGGGAACAUCACAUGGUUAUGUGUCCCCAAUUCAACAUGUCCAACAAGGAGAAUGAAAAAGCAAAGCCUAUUUAAUCCUACCCUUUAUCCAUAUCUAUUACUGAUAAUUCAUUCACAUCAUAGCUUUGCCGAUGUCAAUAUUUGUCCAGUUCCUUGAUGUCUUUGAUAACAAAGUACUUUGGCUUCCUCUGGUCCUCCGUUUAAGUUAAUGUAGAUUUUGCAGUCGGCACUUGAAUGCCUCGAAUUUCCCCCUCCUUCCUCAAGUCACGUGCUUUCUUGGCAGUGCUCGAGUUGUGUGUAGACGAGGGGGGUCCAAAUUUUUUCUCUACAGAAAAAUGUAAAGUUAGGGGUCUGCGACUUUGGUACAUUUUGUGCGUUAAAGAUAUUAAAAGCAAUCCAGUGUAUAGCAAUAUAGCCUAUGCUAAGCUAUCUGAACAAAACAUCCACAUCUUAGCUUUGUGUUAUAGGUGACAAAGGAUAUUACUUAACUACUUAAUAAUCAAUUUGUUCAAUUUUUACAAUAUGCCGAGGGCCAAUAAAAAGCGGACUGCGGGCUGAGAGUGGCCCCUGGGCCACACUUUGGACACCCCUUAUGUUGCCAUUUGCACCUUUCAGCUUCCGACUCUGCUUCAGCAGCUCUGCUUGUUUUAUUCGUUGAUGAACUUUGAUGACGACGGGUGUGGUGGUGUUAUUCCUCCCAGACACCGGAAUGCGUGUAUCCAUGCCGUUGACAUCCACAUCCACAUCCACCCCCUUUGAUUGCAGAAGGUUGGCCACCUGUUGCUCCGUUGAAACGACAUCAUCUUGUUGUCCUUCUCUGCUGGCAUCAGACAUAUUUAUUGUAAAAAUGAGUUAUUAUGUCAUACUAAUCCACCAUAUACUGCACAUAUACUGUGCCAAUACACAAAUGGAUAACAUUCCCAGUGCUUGGCCUGGACUUUACGAUCUUCGUACCAUGUGACCUCCACCGGGGUGUGUGAGUUGGGGGUUGGAUGUGGGCGGUGGUCUGCCUGUAAGCGUCUUGUAUAAGUGUGUAAGCCAGACCUUGGGGACCGAGGUGACAACAACAGGGAUGGGGGAUGGUUUAUUUGGGUGAUGAUGGAUUUCCAACCACUCAGUCUUGACCUCCUGUGACGACAGACAACAGAAAUAACGCAGACACUUGACCGAGUUUUUAACACUUAUGUUGAACUUAACGUAAGUCUUGCACCGUUUUCGCAAUCAAAAUGAUCAAACCGGUUUCUGAAGCUGAGAGGCCCGACGCAUUUGUACAUGAGGCUGUGGCACAAAGCAGAGUGGGGGUUUGUUUACAAACGAGCGUGAGCUGGUAUGAUGAAAAGGGGGCAGAGAAGCAAGCUUUGUUUGAUAAAGUUUUACUAUUUUGGGUGUUGCCUGUCAGUUUUUGCAUUUAUGCCGUGUUUCUGUUUGAUGGGUGUCGAAGAGUCGAUUACACGGCUGAUUCAAGGAGGGAGGAAGCCAUUUAAACCCCUGUUAGUCACAAAGACUGGCUCGAUCGAGAUGCUUUUGGGGUGGCCUAAGGCACCCCCAUGCGAUUGGCUGGCAACCAGUCCCAAGUGUACCCCGCCUCUCGCCCGAAGUCCGCUGGGAUAGGCUCCAGCAUACCCCCGCGACCCUAAUAAGGAUAAGCGGCAUAGAAAAUAGAUGGAUGGAUGGAGUUGAAAGAUGCAAGCAAAAACAGAAGUGUUGCUUUUAUUAUUUUCGGUGGCUAUAAUAAGAUACAUACCGAUUUCUGUGGCUGGAUGUUGGGCAUAAUGUGUUGUGAUGGAUGAUCAAUACAUGAGGAAACACUGUAAAAUACGCUGCCAUCUGACAGACAAAGCCUUAAAAAUGAGCCCCUCAUUACUGAGCAUUAGCGCUGUCAUUAGCUUGCAUUAGGCCUGCAGGAAGGGAUUGAGGAUUAGGCCGUUCUGCUACCAGCAGGAGAUAUGCUUGAACCUGUCUUCAAUGUGAUGGACUAUCUCAUACGUUUAAAAGCUCGGCUCCCAUGAAGAACAAUAUGCAAAGAAUAAGAAAAGACAAAAAAAUGCUGUGUGAAUAAAGUCAAACAGGAAUAGACUUGCAAAUAACAAAGUAAAAUUGGAAAAAAUGCGAAAAAGUUGCGAUGUACUGACAAAAAACUUGACCAGAAUAAAGUAAAGUUGCAAUAAUGAAGUCAUAAUGUUGCAAGCAUAAUUGUAGCAAGGAUGGGCACAGCUGAGGAUCCUGUUUUUACUCGGUAUUGGAUCGAUACCAAAAUGUGCAGUAAGUUAAACUGCCAGUAAGGUAUCAUUUAUUAAAAGGCAUGCAAACUCUCUUUGCACAACAGAAGUCUUGCAUAAUUGGUUACCGCCUCCUGGCAUUUUGGCAGAAAUCAUUUAAUGGGUGUCUCCUCGGUCGAGGUGGGCGAUACUGCAAUUUUUGCUAUCGAUUCGAUACAUAGUACCCACUGGGCCAAUAUUGCUGAUACUGAUACCGAUAUUUUUGCUUGAAAUUUGUCA
This is a messenger RNA of Dunckerocampus dactyliophorus (ringed pipefish), 10518 nucleotides long. It is a transcript of the gene recql, whose product is annotated as RecQ helicase-like. Lineage: Eukaryota; Metazoa; Chordata; Actinopteri; Syngnathiformes; Syngnathidae. Gene Ontology annotation, cellular component: cytoplasm; chromosome. Gene Ontology annotation, molecular function: 3'-5' DNA helicase activity; ATP binding; four-way junction helicase activity. The transcript has 15 exons. Bases 148 to 2511 code for a protein of 787 amino acids. The record is from RefSeq and is a predicted model, not a curated record. Gene Ontology annotation, biological process: double-strand break repair via homologous recombination.